Molecule: messenger RNA, 700 nt
Organism: Contarinia nasturtii (swede midge)
Lineage: Eukaryota; Metazoa; Arthropoda; Insecta; Diptera; Cecidomyiidae
Gene: mRpS25
Product: probable 28S ribosomal protein S25, mitochondrial
Exons: 5
Coding region: 119-625 (168 amino acids)
Cellular component (GO): mitochondrion
Molecular function (GO): structural constituent of ribosome
Source: RefSeq, a predicted model, not a curated record
CAGAGUGUGAGACAUGCUUAUUUGACAUUUUGAAUAUUAAAACACAACCUAAAUCUUUUCCAAGUGAAAAUAUCAAUUUGUUUAGAUACAGCAAAUAAAUACAAUUUUUUAAUUCAAAAUGCCGUUUAUGAUAGGACCCGCACCGAUUCGACGCACCAAACAGUAUUUGGGCUAUGGAAAAUUGUAUCUGAAAGAUAAAAUUAAAAUAUUGAGCAUAAACUACAAUGAUAAAGGAGAUCAUCAUCAAGGUGCCCGCGACUUUGCAUUUUGGUAUGUGCCACAAAUCCAGUACAAAAAUCCAACGGUUCAAAUUCUUUCGUUGAAAAAUAUGACACCAACUCCGUUUAUUCGAUGUUUCUACGACGAUGGAAAGGAGCUUCUAAUUGAUAUGGACAGCAAGAAAAAGGAGGAAAUUCUAUCGCAUUGCUUGCAAGUGAUUGGUAAAUCCGAUGAACAAAUUUUAGCUGAAAAGAUUGCUGCACAGAAAAAGGAAAAUCCAUCAAUUUUCGGUUAUGGUUGUGAACGACCCUGUAUCUGUAUGGUUCCUGGACAAGUUCCAUGCCCUGGUGUUGUUAGAUUACCGAAUCACAUGCGACGAAAAUUCAAACAGCAAGAAGAAAAUUAAGUAGUGAAUAGUACACUGAUUUAUAAUAUGUCUGUUUAUUUGUAGAAAAUAAAGGUUAAAAACAAAAUUAUGAAA